CGAACAGUGCUCCCACCUUCCUUUUGUUGUUAAAUGACUACGAAGAGCUCAAGCGCCAUCCAAUCUCUUCCGCUGCCAUGUCAGCAACCCCCCUCCAAAGCAAAAAAAGCUCGGGCUCCUCCUCUCCAACUUCGCAUAUUAAUAUUUCAUCCCUCCUCCCACGUUUUUACACUCGGUCUUCACUUCCCACCAAGGAAACCUUCACUCCCACGUGUCUUUUGCCUACCUUUUCUGUUUUCUGUUUUCUGUUUUCUGUUUCCGUCACAGCACCGUGAGUGAGUGAAGCCGCGCAACCAUGCUUCUCUCAGGCCUUCUUUCGAAUCCUCUGUUCUAUCCGGUAGCCCUGGUGGUCUCUGCAGUUUCCUGGGUGGUGUAUCAGCGCGUGUACUCACCGUAUGCUGGCAUUCCCGGCCCGUUUUGGGCGUCCAUCACCCGGUUCUGGUAUCUCCAACGGAUCAAUGCCGAGGACAUGCACCGGUACACGAAGGCGCUGCACAAGAAAUACGGUCCCCUCGUCAGGAUUGCCCCCAAUGAGGUCUCCGUCUCCGACCCCGCCGCCAUGAAGGCAAUCUAUGCCAUCAACGCAGGUUACACCAAGACCGACUUUUACCCCACACAAGCUCCCAACCUCUCCCCCCAUGGCGAUUCCUUCACCCAGCUCGACGAGAAGAAGCACAGCUUCCGGCGCCGCAUGAUCCAAAACAUCUUUUCCAUGUCCUCAAUCUUGGAGUCGGAGCAGUACAUCGACAACGCCACCAAUGCUUUCUUCACCGUUCUGGAUGAGUUCGCCGAGAACGGAAAGUCCAUCGACAUGGGCGAAUACCUGCAGUGGUAUGCUAUGGACGUCAUCGGCGAGCUCUUCUUCGGCCGCAUGUUCGGUUUCAUCAACGAGCGCCGCGACGUCGGCGGCUACAUCGGAGCCGUCGACAUCAUCCUUCCCCACGCCAUCCGCAUGGGUGUUCUCUACAACUGGAUGCGUCCCUUCCAGGUUCUCCUGCUGCCCUUCUCUGCUUCUCUCCGUCACGGACUCAAGGUUUUCAACUCUCUUGCCGCCGAGAGCAAGCGUCUCGUAGAUGAGCGCAAGGGCAACAAGUCCACCCGGACGGACAUGCUGGCAAAGCUGCUCAAGGUUGCCGACGAGAAGGCGCCCGAUUUCGACAUCACCGACGUGUACACCGAGUCCUACACCGCCAUCUUCGCCGGCGGCGACACCACAGCCAUCGCCAUGCGCACCGCCCUGUACCACCUCUCCAAGAACCCCUCGGCCAAGUCCAAGCUGCAAGCCGAAAUCGACGCCGCCCAGGCGGAAGGCCGGCUCAGCGCCAACAUCACCUACGCCGAGGCCCUCAAGCUCCCCUACCUCGUCGCCGUCAUCAAGGAGUCGAUGCGCGUGCACCCCUCGAUCGCACUGACCUUUCCCCGACACGUACCUACCGGCGGCCGCGAGAUCUGCGGACACUUCUUUACCGAGGGCUGCCGAGUGGGUGUGAACCCGUACGUGCUGCACUACGACGCGAGCAUAUUCGGCAAGGACGCGGAGGACUUCAACCCUGACCGCUGGUUCCGCGACGAGGCCGCCAAUAUGGACCGCUACAUGUUUCAGUUUGGAUCCGGUGCCAGGACUUGCAUCGGAAGGAACAUCGCUAUGGCUGAGAUCCACCGCUUCAUCCCACAGUUCUUUAGACAGUUCGAUAUUCAGCUCACAAACCCCGAGAAGGAGUGGGUCGAGCACAACACCUGGUUCGUCAAGCAGACCGGCAUCGAGGCCAGGCUGACGAAGCGGAACGUUGCGGUUUAAACUUUCUUUCGUUCAUUCGUUCAUUCAUUCAAUCAUUUCUAUUGCAUUGCCUCCACUUCUUUUUUUCUUCUUUCCCUUUAUAAAAAUUAUUUUAUUUCUGUGCAUUCUUUUACAUACAUCUUCCGGGUUUCUUUUCCUUUUCUUUUCCCUUUAUUUUUUUUUGUUCGACCUCGACGGUUUUCUCUUUGCCACUAUCCUUCACUCCAUGGUUUAAGUUGCUCCGGUCUUCAGGGGGGGUUUCAAGUUUUUUUCUUCCUCCAAAUCUUUCAAUUUAUCCUUACUUACUCUAUGUAAGUUGAAAAUAAAGAGAGUGUGUGGGUGUGUAUAGUACUAGUAUCUAACUGUAGAUAUGUGUGUGCAUUGCGGCGUGUGUGCGUGUGCGUAUCAUACGUGUCUGUAUUCAUGUGUGAGUGUAUUCGUGAGAAAAAUGUGUGUGUGUGGUUAUUCGCCUCACCAUACAAGCAUCGUAUUGUAGUGUCCAUCGCAUUGC
Messenger RNA from Tricharina praecox, 2288 nucleotides. RefSeq names its product cytochrome P450. Bases 296 to 1798 code for a protein of 500 amino acids. The transcript is spliced from 5 exons. Gene Ontology annotation, molecular function: iron ion binding; monooxygenase activity; heme binding. Lineage: Eukaryota; Fungi; Ascomycota; Pezizomycetes; Pezizales; Pyronemataceae. The record is from RefSeq and is a predicted model, not a curated record.